Messenger RNA from Syzygium oleosum, 1872 nucleotides. Its product is annotated as ACT domain-containing protein ACR6-like. Lineage: Eukaryota; Viridiplantae; Streptophyta; Magnoliopsida; Myrtales; Myrtaceae. Bases 219 to 1529 code for a protein of 436 amino acids. The record is from RefSeq and is a predicted model, not a curated record. The transcript is spliced from 7 exons.
GGAGAAGGCAUCGUCGCCAAAACCAGAGCAACGCCACCAGCACAACACUCUCUCCCCCCACCCCCAUUAUUCUCUCUUCCUCUCUCCCCCCCCUGUGAAUAUAUUCUCCUCCUCCUCCCCUGCGUUGCCCCCUCUCCCCUGUUCACUCCCUCCUCCACUUCGCUUUGGUCUCUCGGGGCCGCUUCCCUCCGGAGGAACAAGAAGCAGUGAACCGCGGGAUGGACGAUGAGUAUGCCAAGCUCAUCAGACGAAUGAACCCCCCCAGAGUUGUUAUCGACAACAAGUCUUGCGAGGAUGCCACUGUGAUACAGGUUGGCAGUGUCAACAAACAUGGGAUUCUCCUAGAAGUUGUCCAAGUGCUCAUAGAUAUGAAUCUCACAAUUACUAAAGCUAAUAUAUCAUCUGAUGGAGGAUGGUUCAUGGAUGUUUUUAAUGUGAUUGAUUGCGACGGGCAGAAAAUCAAGGAGAAGGAAGUCAUCGAAUAUAUUAAGAGGAGACUCGAAAGCAAUGCAAGCUUUUCCCCCUCGUUUAGAGAGUCUGUAGGGUUUAUGCCCUCUAAUGAGUACACCUCAAUCGAACUCUCUGGUACCGACCGGCCUGGUCUGUUGUCCGAAGUGUGUGCUGUUCUUGCGGACCUUCACUGCAAUGUAGUAAACGCUGAAAUAUGGACACACAAUGCUAGGGCCGCAGCUGUUGUUCAUGUCACUGAUGAUACCACGGGGCAUGCUAUCAAAGAUCCGAAUCGUCUCGCUACAAUAAGGGACCUUCUUUGCAAUGUUCUUAGAGCAGAUGGUGAUGUUAACACGGCCAAGAUGACACUUUCACCGCCUGGGGUGACUAACAGGGAGAGGAGGUUACAUCAGAUUAUGUUUGCGGACAGAGACUAUGAAAGGGUUGGUAAAGAAGAGAUUGGGAGGAUGCAUGAUAAGAGCACAAGACCCUUUGUAACAGUGAUGGAUUGUUACGAGAGAGAUUAUACCAUUGUGACCAUGAGGUCUAAAGAUCGACCAAAACUACUGUUUGAUAUUGUUUGCACAUUGACAGACAUGCAGUAUGUAGUCUUUCAUGGAAUGGUCAAUACCGGGAGGAAAGAAGCUUAUCAGGAAUUCUACAUCCGACAUGUCGAUGGACUCCCCAUAGGCUCAGAAGCUGAACGAGAAAGGAUCACACAAUGUCUUGAAGCAGCUAUUGAAAGGCGGGCAUCUGAGGGUUUGGAACUGGAAUUGUGUGCCGAAGACCGGGUUGGACUCCUCUCCGAUAUCACUAGGGUAUUCCGGGAGAAUGGUUUGUGCAUUAAAAGAGCCGAGAUUUCAACUAAAGACGGGAAAGCCAAAGACACGUUUUUCGUAUCUGAUGUCACGGGUAGCCCUGUGGACCUCAAGAUCAUCGAUUCGAUCCGUCGUCAAAUUGGACCGUCUGUGUUGCAGGUGAAACACAAUUCGCUUCUGUCGCCUAAACAGCCUCAAGGAACUACUGUCGGUUUCCUCUUCGGCAACUUCUUCAGAACAAGGAACUUCCAGAACUUCUAGUUGGUUAGAUUGGCCUCAUGAACGGCUCAGCACGUGAUCCUGUAAGUAGACACUGUAUAGAAGAUCAAGCAUUUCAACCCCUCCAAACAUACACGGAAAAUUACAUCUGCUGUAAAUAAUUAGCAGUACAUCGGGACCAAGUGAUGAUGGGGGUAUAGCUCUCUGCCAUUGGACUUUAGAUAGAAGAAUCCGAAGACCACCAUCUGUACUUUAAUGAUGGUUUCUUUUGUAAAUCUUUACUUCCUGUAAGUAGAUAGUGUACAGGGUGAUGUUACUCUUCUGUGUACAAAGCUGUGAAAAGUAUUGAUAGAUCAAUGAGAUAGGCUGUGAAUAUUAUGUAUAA